AUGUGUGUUGCCCGGGUUCGAGCGAAUUCCGGAUUUUUCCCGACAACACUAAUGCCAAAGCCAAAAGAUAUGGUUGAAUUUCUGCUUCUUGCGCCAACCAGAGCGUCGAAAAGCACUUCGACGGUAUUCAGUGAAAGCCCAUGGACGAUUCGACAAUCAGUCAUUUGUGUGGCAUCUGAUGCCCGUGAGUUUGAAUUCGGAACCAGUUUCACACUUUCGUAUCUGUUUCUGGGUAAGUUUAUUGGGGAAAUAGUAAAAUCAACAUCUAUUAAAGAACACGUAUGCCCUGCCGGUUCCUAUUUCCUCCUAAAGUGGCUACUGCUGUUAUUGCUAAUCAGAAAUCGUCACCGCGUCCCUGGGAAUUGUCAACCAAACAAGGUGGAGAAAUUUCCUCACAAUAUGACCAGUAUCACUUCACGCAUUUCCUCCUGUCCACCCACACUGCUUUUAAUUGGACCAGUAAGUUGCCCGAUAGCUGGUCGAUUGCUGCGAGCAGCCGGUCAUUAUGCACAUCCGUAUUGGGAACAUAGAAGCGGACGUAAAUUACUUCCCACUGCCUUGGAGCUAGAUGCCUCCGGAGCAAGGCGGCCAACAAACAAACGACGUUCGCAAGCUGGUCAAGGAAUGACAAGCGGAACAAAAGGAACGAAAUGCGGUCAAGUGUGGUCUCCAAGGGACCCAGCCUCGAUGGCGCACUGUAAGUCUGAACAUUGA
Messenger RNA from Opisthorchis viverrini, 714 nucleotides. RefSeq lists its product as hypothetical. Lineage: Eukaryota; Metazoa; Platyhelminthes; Trematoda; Opisthorchiida; Opisthorchiidae. The coding region runs from base 1 to 714 and encodes 237 amino acids. The record is from RefSeq and is a predicted model, not a curated record. The transcript is spliced from 4 exons.